Molecule: messenger RNA, 1005 nt
Organism: Coniosporium apollinis CBS 100218
Lineage: Eukaryota; Fungi; Ascomycota; Dothideomycetes
Exons: 1
Coding region: 1-1005 (334 amino acids)
Source: RefSeq, a predicted model, not a curated record
AUGGCUGCCGAGCCCCAGAAUAUUACGGAGGACAUACCGGCCGAGGAUGAAUCCGGCAAGAGAGUCAAGCCCAAGUUCGACGUCCUUCAACCUUUCGAUCCAGUUGAAGUGAUCCUCUUGGACAAGGAGCAAUCGCUUAAGGAAACAUCGGACAAGGAUUCUGAGCCUGAUGGAGCUCUGGGCGAACGUCUCCCUGCCUUCUCGUUCACAGCCAGGCCUUCGGCGACUCCUCCAGGCACCGGUAUGGCAGGCUUGAUUGAGACCACCAAGAACAAGCCGAGCGUCGUUUUCCUGCCGGACGAGCGCUACACGUUUGCGGACAGCAGGUUUCCCUGGUCCCUGGUCGGCAAAAUUCGUACUGCCAGUGGCUCAGCCUCUGGUGUCGUAGUCGGGCCACGCCAUGUACUCACAGCCUCGCACGCCAUCAACUGGAGGCGGGAUUCGGCCGGCAGAAUCGGAUGGGCGACGUUCACGCCAGCUUAUUACGACGGACGCGGCCCGUGGGGCGAGUUCGCUGCCAGACAGAUUGUUGCCUGGCGCGAGAUCACCGGCCCGUCUUUGACCGACGAACAAACUGCGUUCGACUAUGCCGUUUUGGUACUCCACGACACGAUCAACGACAAGGUUGGCGGCUUUGCAGGCCACCGCCCGUACGACGCCGCCUGGAACGGACAAGCUGUGUGGCAGACCAUCGGAUAUCCGGCUGAUCUCAACAGUGGCGAGCGUCCGGCGUUCCAGAAUGGCUGUAUUAUCAGCAGCAAGGAUGAUCAUACCUGGAACGGCCGUACCGGUUCCGUACUCGGGCACUUCAACGACAUCUUCCCUGGCCAAGAUGGCGGGCCGUGCUGGGGUACGUGGACCGGAGAACCGGCGCCACGUGUUGUGGGCGUGCAGAGCACGGAGCCAAGAGUCCCCAUCUUGGGUAGUAAGAGUGGAGACAAUGAGUACGCUGGUGGGAACGCAAUGUCUGACCUGAUCAGUUGGGUAAUAACCAACAGGCCUUAG